Molecule: messenger RNA, 1462 nt
Organism: Nymphalis io (European peacock)
Lineage: Eukaryota; Metazoa; Arthropoda; Insecta; Lepidoptera; Nymphalidae
Product: phenoloxidase-activating enzyme-like
Exons: 8
Coding region: 76-1407 (443 amino acids)
Biological process (GO): proteolysis
Molecular function (GO): serine-type endopeptidase activity
Source: RefSeq, a predicted model, not a curated record
GUCAGGAACCACCGGCCAGUACAUUUUGAACGUUCGCGAAGUCGAGACGCAUCGCUCGUUCGUUCGGUUACUACGAUGUUGUUUGAAAUAAAGAUGACGUCUCUAUCAACCAUUUUGGCUAUAGCUGUUUUACAUGUGUGCUACGUACGAGGACAGUUGCAAUGCAAGACGCCGACAGGCCGUAACGGAAAAUGUAUAGCGGUAACUGAAUGCCCAGCGCUGAUGGCGCUUAUACAGAAGACAAAUAGGACCACUGAGGAAUUUAAAUUGUUAAGGGAAUCCCACUGUGGGUUUAAUGAACAAAAUAUGCCAAAGACAUGCUGCGAGACAGUCGUGGAUCAAACAGAUCGUAGAUGCUUCACACCAGACGCGAACAUCGGAACGUGUGUGAGUUUACACUCGUGCCCACAACUGAAAAACUUAUUACAACCACCGAUCACUGCAGAAAGAUUGGCCUUCGUACAAAAUUCUAGGUGCGAAGGUCCUGAACAGUACAGCGUCUGUUGCGGGCCCGAAAUCAACAACGUAACGAGACCAUCUAGAAUAUGCGUGCCCUCCGUAGCACCUCCCGACCCUCGAACCGAAUGUUGUGGACUGGACAGCUCGAGCGGAAACAGAAUAUUUGGUGGAAAUGAAACCGCAAUAGACCAAUAUCCCUGGUUGACGAUGCUGGAAUACCGAGGUAUCAAAGAUAAUAAGAUCAAACUGCUCUGCGGAGGAGCUCUGAUUAGUAGCAAAUAUGUUUUGACGGCUGGGCACUGUGUUGUUGGACCAGUAUUGAAAGUUGGUACACCCGUUAACGUUCGUCUCGGUGAAUACGACACGGCCAAUAACGUAGACUGUGUAGAAGUUGAAGGGGGCGGACAGGACUGUAACGAUCCACUUAUUAUAGUACCGAUUGAAAAAAUCAUACCACACAGGGAUUACAACCCCGAUUCACCGCUUAGAAGACACGACAUAGCAUUACUUAGGUUAAAAGAUGAAGCUCCUUAUACCGAUUUCAUCCGGCCUAUAUGUCUACCAAUCAACGACAUCAUGCAGACAACGUCCCCGAAAAUGCUAUUAGUAGCUGGAUGGGGCGCUAUCAGCGAUACCAAGAGUUUCAGCAACAUUAAACUCCACGUGGAACUACCAUACAUACCCUUAAAGGAAUGUCAACUAUCUUACGAAGCUCCAGGUCGUAAAGUAAAAUUAUGGAACGGCCAAGUUUGUGCUGGCGGCGUUGCGGGUAAAGACUCUUGCAAGGGGGACUCGGGAGGACCUCUAAUGUAUGACACCGGGAGGAUACACCAGGUCGUCGGGGUUGUGAGUUUCGGCCCAACACCCUGUGGUUUGGAGAACGUUCCCGGGGUCUAUACCAAAGUUUACGAGUAUCUACCCUGGAUACGAAGUCAAAUGAAACCUUGAUUAAUAGAACAGUAAAAUAAUAAUAAAAAGUAAUUAAAUUGUUUAUAUAUUUAUA